AUGCCGCCUCCUUCUGCACCCACCCAACAUCCAUCAAAUUCCAGCACCGCCGACGCCAGCACGAAGUCCAUGAGCUACCUGCACGAGCGCACUGCUGCUUGGGCGGAGAGAUGGAUUCCGUCUAUCUUCAUGGGCGCUGGCUACCAUAACUACAACGACUGGAUGGAGUGGUGCGUCCCGUACGCGACAGCGGUUCUGCGCAGACCGCAAUUCGACGCCAAUUUCUGCAUUGACGACUUCACCGGCAACCUGAACGCCCGCCGUGACAUGGCGGUGGACAUAUGCGAGUCUGCGUGGCAGCGUUCGGAAUGCUCUCGCGAUCGUCGUCUGCAUGUCAUUUCUGAUCCAGAACCAUCAGCUGUUGUGCAGCGCGAUCUUGAAGAAGAAGCUGCGGAACACCGAACACGCAGGCGCUGGCUCGAACGUGAGGGUCCCUCGCGUGAUGAAGACCGCUGGCUUCCUGACGAUGUGAGUGGGGACCAAGCUCAUGUCCUACGGCACGAACUCUUCGGCCUUGACGAAUGGCAGGAAUCGUUGGCUGCGGGGUGGAGUAUCCUUCGUGGUCAUCUUGCUCGCUCCCCGCCUACGUUGCUGUGGCCUGCCCUCAAGACGCUGGCUGGCGCCUGCACCACAAGCCACCGCAUGCACGUGUACCCGAUCAAGCUCCCCUGCCUGUAUGGCUGUUCGUUGAAGGAGAGUGCCCACAACAUCGACGACAUCAGCCACUAG
Molecule: messenger RNA, 729 nt
Organism: Prorocentrum cordatum
Lineage: Eukaryota; Dinophyceae; Prorocentrales; Prorocentraceae
Source: the annotation of a GenBank genome assembly